UCUUAUAUAUAUAUUUUUAUAAUUUUUUAGAUUAGAAGUAUGAUAAUGCAUAUAAUGUAAUGGAAAUUAAAAGUUCAAAAAUUAUUAUUCAAGAAAAAAAAAAAACUAAAUUUUAAAACUAAAUUCGUACAGUGAAUUGCUAAAAGCUUUAUGCUCCUUUGAUUUAGUAGGUGUGUAUGUUUGGCAAUAAGUUAAAAAAAAUAAUAACCCGAGUUUUUUUUUUAAAUUUUUGGCAAAAAAAAAAAAAAAAAAAAAAGUUGACUCGACUUAAACCGGGUCGAACAGUAGUACUCUUACAACAAUCCGACACCGUCCGGGUUUCAAACAUAGCUUAAUUUGCCCGCCACUACACUGUUAUAAUAAACCCCUCCACAAAACCCUACCUUUCUUUCAAUCCUCCCUCCAAAACACUCUCUCUCUCCCUCUAAAAUUUUCGGGUUUUUUCAACGCUACAAUUCUCCUCCCCUACCAACAUUCCUCCGUCAUCCGGUCUGGGGCUUUGAUUUCAAUUCGAAGCCCUAGCAUUUCACCGGUCAAUUUCUGUUCUGAAAUUAGGGUUAACACAGCAUCAUACAAGGAAGAAGAUGUCUGGGGAUAACGAGAUUGUGAUGCGUGAUGUCGCAAUUGCUGGUCUCGUAGUGAGUGACCGCAUUGGUCGAGAUGUAGCAGCUCAGCUCGACCUUGAAGAAGCCCUAGAAGCUUCCCGAUACGCUAGUCAUCCAUAUUCAACUCAUCCCAGAGAGUGGCCUCCUUUGGUUGAAGUGGCGGACACUUGGGAGUUGCCUCAUGUGCUUAUUGAGAGAUAUAAUGCAGCUGGUGGAGAAGGAACUGCUUUAUGUGGAAUAUUUCCAGAGAUACGCAGAGCAUGGGCAUCGGUAGACAACUCUUUGUUUCUUUGGCGUUUCGAUAAGUGGGAUGGUCAAUGCCCUGAAUAUAGUGGUGAGGAACAGGCUAUCUGUGCUGUUGGCCUGGCCAAAGCUAAACCUGGCAUUUUCGUUGAAGCCAUCCAGUAUCUUUUGGUCUUAGCAACUCCUGUUGAGUUGAUUCUUGUAGGAGUAUGCUGUUCUGGAAGGGGUGAUGGAACAGAUCCGUAUGAAGAGGUUUUACUACAGCCUUUGCCUGAGUAUACAAUACCAUCUGAUGGAGUCACUAUGACAUGUAUCACUUGUACUGAUAGAGGUCAUAUUUUCAUGGCUGGACGUGAUGGCCACAUUUACGAAAUGCAUUAUACAACCGGUUCUGGUUGGCAGAAGCGUUGUCGUAAAGUUUGUCUAACUGCUGGUUUGGGAAGCGUCAUUUCUAGGUGGGUUGUACCUAAUGUAUUCAAGUUUGGUUCUGUUGACCCUAUUGUUGAAAUGGUUGUUGAUAACGAGAGACACAUUUUGUACGCACGCACUGAAGAGAUGAAAAUUCAAGUUUUUGUUUUGGGGUUGAAUGGGGAUGGUCCACUGAAGAAAGUGGCAGAGGAGAGAAAUUUGAUCAAUCAGAGGGAUGCAAAUUAUGGAGGUAGACAAUCUGCUGGAUCAAGAGCUCCUCGAUCAGCAAAAACAUCUAUAGUCUGCAUUACACCAUUAUCGACACUGGAAUCAAAGUGGCUGCAUCUUGUUGCUGUUCUAUCAGAUGGCAGAAGAAUGUACCUUUCCACUGCAUCUAGUGGGAAUAGUAGUGCUGUUGGAGGUUUAGGUGGAUUUAACACUAAUCAUCAGAAGCCAAGCUGCUUAAAAGUCGUAACAACCAGGCCAUCUCCUCCUUUGGGAGUGGGUGGUGGGCUAGCCUUUGGAGCCGUAUCUUUUGCUGGUAGAUCUCAGAAUGAAGAUAUGUCACUCAAGAUUGAGUCAGCAUACUAUUCUGCUGGAACUCUUGUCCUUUCUGAUUCAUCUCCAUCAAACAUGUCUUCUCUUCUGAUUGUUAACAGGGAAUCAAGCACACAAUCUUCAUCUGGUAAUUUAGGAACAGGUGCGAGGAGUUCACGGGCAUUACGGGAGUCUGUAUCUUCCCUGCCCAUUGAUGGCCGAAUGCUUUUUGUGGCAGAUGUUUUUCCCCUACCAGAUACAGCAGCUACUGUGCAGUCACUAUAUUCACAACUGGAAUUCUUUGGAUUUGAUAAUUCAUGGGAGUCUUGUGAAAAGGCAUCAGGAAAACUUUGGGCUAGAGGUGAUCUUUCAACCCAACAUAUUUUACCAAGGAGGAGAAUUGUCAUAUUUAGUACCAUGGGAAUGAUGGAAGUAGUUUUCAACAGGCCAGUGGACAUCCUGAGGAGGUUGUUAGAGUCUAACACACCAAGAUCAAUGUUGGAAGACUUUUUCAAUCGUUUUGGAGCCGGAGAGGCUGCUGCAAUGUGUCUAAUGCUUGCUGCAAGGAUAGUUCAUACAGAAAACCUCAUCAGCAACGUUGUUGCUGAGAAGGCAGCGGAGGCUUUUGAGGACCCAAGAGUUGUUGGAAUUCCACAACUUGAAGGUAGUGGUGCUAUGUCAAAUACUAGAACUGCAGCAGGGGGGUUUAGCAUGGGACAGGUUGUUCAAGAGGCUGAGCCUGUGUUUUCAGGGGCCCAUGAAGGGCUCUGCUUGUGCUCAUCAAGAUUGCUUUUGCCUUUGUGGGAGCUUCCUGUUAUGAUCACAAAAGGUGGCUUAGGUUCUUCCGACGGUAUGCCUGAAAAUGGGAUAGUUGUUUGUAGACUUUCUACUGAGGCAAUGCAAGUCCUUGAAGAUAAAAUUCGUUUGCUCGAGAAAUUUCUAAGAUCUAGAAGGAAUCAGAGACGGGGACUUUAUGGUUAUGUUGCUGGUCUAGGAGACUUGACUGGUUCAAUUCUAUAUGGAACUGGUUCAGAUCUGGGUGCUGGUGACCGAAGUAUGGUGCGGAACUUAUUUGGUUCUUACUCUCGGGAUGCCGAGUCUAGUGAAGGUGGUACAUCUAAUAAAAGGCAGCGGCUUCCAUAUAGUCGUGCAGAAUUAGCUGCUAUGGAGGUCAGGGCUAUGGAAUGCAUCAGGCAAUUACUCCUUAGAUGUGGUGAAGCUCUGUUUUUGCUCCAACUUCUUUCACAGCACCAUGUAACACGCUUGGUUCAGGGUUUUGAUGCUACCUUGAGGCAGGCAUUACUUCAGUUAACAUUUCAUCAGCUAGUAUGUUCUGAGGAGGGUGAUCGACUUGCUACAAGGCUUAUAUCUGCUCUUAUGGAGUAUUACACUGGUCCUGAUGGCAGGGGAACAGUAGAUGAUAUUAGUGCGAGACUACGGGAAGGUUGUCCGAGCUAUUUCAAGGAGUCAGAUUACAAGUUUUACUUAGCUGUGGAAUGUCUUGAGAGAGCUGCUGUAACUGCUGAUACUGUCGAGAGGGAAAGUCUUGCUAGAGAAGCCUUCAACUACCUAAGUUCAGUUCCGGAGUCUGCAGAUCUGCAAACUGUUUGUAAACGCUUUGAGGACUUGAGAUUUUAUGAAGCUGUGGUUCGCUUGCCUCUGCAAAAGGCACAGGCUCUUGAUCCCGCUGGUGAUGCUUUCAAUGAUCAAAUAGAGGCGGGAAUUCGGGAACAUGCACUGGCCCAGCGUGAGCAAUGCUAUGAGAUUAUCACCCAUGCUUUGCGUUCCCUGAAAGGUGAAGCUUCUCGAAGGGAAUUUGGGUCUCCCAUCAGACCAGUGACACAAUCCGUACUUGAUCCGGCCUCCAGGCGAAGAUAUGUAUGUCAGAUUGUUCAACUUGGUGUCCAAUCACCUGACAGAUUAUUUCACGAGUAUUUGUAUCGGACAUUGAUUGAUUUAGGUCUUGAAAACGAGUUAUUGGAGUAUGGAGGCCCUGAUUUGGUGCCUUUUCUGCAAAGUGCUGGCCGUGAACCUGUACAAGAGGUUCGUGCUGUGUCUUCAGUAGCAUCAGCAACUUCUCCACUUGGUCAAUCAAGAAUACCUAUUCCAGCUAAUCAAGCAAAAUAUUUUGAGCUUCUGGCACGAUAUUAUGUCUUGAAGCGUCAGCAUGUUCUUGCUGCUCAUCUAUUGUUAAGACUGGCAGAAAGGCGCUCUACAGAUGCUGGGGAUGCCCCUACACUAGAACAGAGGCGUCAAUACCUAAGCAAUGCAGUUCUGCAAGCAAAGAAUGCAGGCAACAGUGAUGGUGUAGUAGGUUCAGCCCGUGCUUCUGAUGAUGGACUGAUGGAUUUGCUUGAAGGAAAGCUUGCUGUUCUUCGGUUUCAAAUUAAGAUCAAAGAGGAAUUGGAGGCUAUAGCCUCUAGGUUAGAGGCUUCUGCUAGCACAUCUGAAUCUGCUCCCGCUGAAUCUUUACUUGGCAGGCCCUUUGAUGCCAAUUUUCUAGAAUCUAUACAAGAAAAGGCGAAAGAGUUAUCACUGGAUUUAAAGAGUAUCACUCAACUGUAUAAUGAAUAUGCAGUUCCCUUUGAGCUCUGGGAGAUAUGUCUGGAGAUGCUGUACUUUGCAAACUAUUCCGGUGAUGCUGAUAGUAGCAUUGUACGAGAGACCUGGGCUAGACUCAUUGAUCAAGCUCUUUCGAAGGGUGGCAUUGCUGAAGCAUGUUCAGUACUGAAGAGGGUUGGUUCCCACAUUUAUCCUGGAGAUGGCGCGGUUUUACCUUUAGAUACACUGUGUCUUCACCUGGAGAAGGCUGCUUUGGAACGACUGUCGUCAGGGGUUGAAUCUGUUGGUGAUGAAGAUAUCGCACGGGCUCUUCUUGCCACUUGCAAGGGUGCAAUAGAACCUAUAUUGAAUACUUAUGACCAACUGCUAUCAAAUGGAGUGAUCUUGCCAUCACCAAUUCUAAGAUUACGUCUCCUUCGAUCAGUACUGGUGGUACUUCGUGAAUGGGCAAUGUCCGUGUUUGCGCAGAGAAUGGGUACGAGCGCUACUGGAGCAUCUCUCAUUCUUGGUGGAACAUUCUUACCGGAGCAAACAGCCAUUAACCAAGGGGUUCGUGAUAAGAUCACUAGUGCAGCAAACAGGUAUAUGACUGAGGUGCGUAGGUUGGCCCUUCCACAGAACCAAACGGAGCCCGUCUGCCGAGGUUUUCGGGAACUUGAAGAGUCACUGCUGAGUCCUUUUUCUUUUGAGCGAUUUUGAUUGUCCCAGUUGUGUCUGUUGUGUAUGAGAGAUGCUGUGGUUUUAUUCCAUGUUGUUACGCAAUAAAAAUGUUAUGCUUAAUGUCAUCAAAUAUAUCCACUCCACUUUGUAAGGGUCUACUACCAAAA
Molecule: messenger RNA, 5182 nt
Organism: Cornus florida
Lineage: Eukaryota; Viridiplantae; Streptophyta; Magnoliopsida; Cornales; Cornaceae
Product: nuclear pore complex protein NUP155
Exons: 13
Coding region: 585-5054 (1489 amino acids)
Biological process (GO): protein import into nucleus; RNA export from nucleus; transcription-dependent tethering of RNA polymerase II gene DNA at nuclear periphery
Cellular component (GO): nuclear pore; nuclear pore inner ring
Molecular function (GO): structural constituent of nuclear pore
Source: RefSeq, a predicted model, not a curated record